UUUUUCGAAGACGAAUAUCUCAAGAUCAGUAUUUUUAAGCUACUUAAUAGAAUUAAAAUUGAAGUAUUUUCUAAUAGAAGAGCAUGAAAGUUGUAAAAUAAUUGGAAUGCCUCCUUGAGUACUCUUAAUUCCUUUUACAUGCUCAUUAUUCUCUCACCAACUAUCAGUAGGCAGAAGCUGUUCAGUUCACGACGAUCGAUCCAUGACGGCUAUAGUUAGUUCGUGUUUAUUCAUAAAAUAAUAGAUCCAACCUAGUUGAAAUAUGUUUGAUAUCUUUGAAUUUAUUUUUUGCUGAAAAGCCAAUAAUGGAGUAUUUGUACGAAUUAUACUAGAACCAUGAGUGUUGAAAGUGACUUUAAAACUUCAAACAUAAAUACGAAUACCACUACCAAUCACCAAUGUGAAAGUCAAGUCUCUCUAUCAGAUGAUGAAAAAAGUUUGAUUAACAAACAGCAGCAGGAAAUUGAAGAGCUGAAGAACAAAUUGGAAUCUGUCAUGAGUGAAAGAAAUAUGCUACUGUGUGAAGUGAGUCGACUUAAAUUUGAACUCGAAAUAGCUGAUUUGAAAAGGAUUCAUGAUGACAGAGGUGGUACGUUUGUCAAGGAGAGGAAUCAUCAUCAAGGCUACAUCAAUGGAAACAUGCACGGUAGCAAAGAGAGCGAUGAUGCAAACGAUCUAUCAAUGCCACCUAGUAAUGUUUUUCCGUGUCAUAUGUGGUCUUCACAAGGACUUAUGAAGAAAGGGUCAGUAAGGAAUAAUGGUGAUGUCCUCAAAAGAUCCAGAGUACAAAGUAAUGUUUAUGAACUUUCUCAAGAUCUUCUAGACAAACAGAUUGAACUGCUUGAAAGAAAGUACGGAGGUGUGAAAGCGCGCAAUGCAGCUCUUACAAUACAGCGAGCUUUCCGACAUUACACCUUGCUUAAGAAGUUUGCAGCGAUUACGGCAAUGGCCAAGGCUGAGAAAAGGCUGAGUAGACGUCUGGUGGGAUUUGCCGAAGAUGAAUCAUCGAAUAGUGCGGGCACUGGAGCAAGUGAAACCCCCCCGCAACACCAUCCCAUGCCGGUGCGGUCCAUGUCCAUGAGAGAGAGGGAACGUGCACCCCCAACCACCACUCCUCUCAACAGUUCGUCCUCUCUCUCUCGUUCCCAUUCUGGACGCUGUGAUCUCACCUAUUACUGUGAAUAUUCGCCUCAAGAUAUCUUCACUGAAAUCAACAAGCCAUCUCGCUCUACACCUUUACUAUCGACCUGCUAUAGCGAUUCACCACCAGAUGGUAAUGAUUCAGAUGGCCUCCACAGGGACAGUUUGCAGGAAGGAUGUGUGAAAAUGAUGGGUGAUCACAAUGUUUCGAGUGAUAGUUGUCACCUCUCGCAACCUCAGCGUUAUUGUUCCCAAAAUAACAGUCGCAGCAGAAUCCCACCGGAAGUCCCCAAAAGGACAUCUUCCAUCUCUCUUCACUCCACUUCUCCAGCUUUAGCCAGAACUUCGGACAGUGGAAGUUUGUCCAGCGUUCAGUCUUCAGGAAGUGACACUACAAUCGCCGCAGCUCACCAUCCUCCUAAUUGGAAUAAGAAAAUACAAAUGGAAUCAUCUGAAGUAAAGGAACACCCUAACAACGCUGUUUAUCGAAAUGAUCAACACUCUUUCUACAAGGUUUCAGAAACUUUGAGGAAGCGUCAAUACAGAGUCGGACUCAAUCUUUUCAAUAAGAAGCCGGAAAGGGGCAUAAGUUACCUGGUAAGACGGGGUUUCCUGGAGAAUUCGCCACAAGGUGUUGCCAGAUUCCUCAUUUCAAGAAAAGGUCUCAGCAAACAAAUGAUCGGAGAAUACCUAGGCAACCUGCAGAAUCCUUUCAACAAUGCUACUUUAGAUUGUUUCGCUCAAGAAUUGGAUCUGUCGGGAAUGCAAGUUGAUGUUGCACUGAGAAAAUUCCAGACGUUUUUCCGAAUGCCAGGCGAGGCACAAAAAAUUGAACGACUAAUGGAAGUAUUUAGUCACAGAUAUUGUCAUUGUAACAGAGAUGUGGUUGCUAGGCUACGUAAUUUAGACACCGUGUUUGUCUUGGCAUUUGCAAUCAUAAUGUUAAACACAGAUCUCCACACUCCAAACUUGAAACCAGAAAGACGAAUGAAGCUUGAAGAUUUCAUCAAAAAUCUUCGAGGUGUGGAUGAUUGCUGUGAUGUGGACCGCGAUAUGCUGAUUGGAAUUUAUGAAAGAGUGAAAGCGAAUGAAUUCAAACCAGGAUCAGAUCAUGUCACUCAAGUUUUGAAAGUUCAAUCCACUAUUGUUGGCAAGAAACCGAACUUGGCACUCCCUCAUCGGCGGUUGGUAUGUUAUUGUCGGCUUUAUGAAGUGGCUGACAUUUAUAAGAAAGAACGUUCCGUACAUCAAAGAGAAGUAUUUCUAUUCAACGAUCUGCUGGUUAUAACAAAAAUAUUGAGCAAAAAGAAGAAUUCAGUUACCUAUACGUUCCGGCAAAGUUUCUCCCUGUCGGGUUUGGUUGUUUCCUUAUUCGAAGUUGCAUAUUAUCCAUUCGGAAUCCGCUUAUCGCAGCGUGUGGAUUCACGCAACCUGAUCACGUUCAAUGCUCGGAAUGACCAUGAUCGUUGCAAAUUUGCUGAGGAUAUUCGAGAGUCCAUCAGUGAAAUGGACGAAAUGGAAAAUCUGCGCAUUGAGGCUGAAUUGGAACGGCAGAAGAGCAGUAGAGGUGGAAGAUCGAGUGGCGGUGGAUCAGAGAACAGGGACAGUGGGGUGGCAGAUGUAGGGGAGGUGGUUUGCGAGGCCACGCCCACUGCCACCCCCCCUGCGCCGCCGCAACUCAAGCGGUCUGCACUCAGCAACUCUCUGCUCGAUAUUCACGACCAAUUUGUAGGGAGUGCCGAGAAGCAGAAGCAGAGACGCGGCAGUGCGGGGUCUUUGGACUCCUCUUCAGCCACAGGAACCAAACAGCAGUCAUCCUCAUUCUUGGGCAGUUUGUUCGCGAAACGCGAGCGAAAACUGUCCAAAGCAUCAGUCGCUUGCUCUGAGGAUCUUUUAGCUGCUACGCAAGUCUAGCGUUCAGAAAGGCGGGGCUUCUUUCGUCGAAAAAGUAGCGCUGCUAAUUCAACACUUUAUCGCUAAGGCGACUGGCUCAUACACUGUACAAUGAGGUCCACAUUAUCAUGGCAGUAUUUUAUUAGCAUUGGUGUUGCUAUCCCUUGUCUAUCAUUCGACAAAGCAGAUGGUGCUAUCUUCUAUCCUUUUCCACCUCCGCCACGUUGCCAGAUGGUUUAUGAACAAUGUAGAAAUAUAAUCAACCAAAAAAUAUUCAAUCUCUAUCAAGAAAAUUCAAUCAUUAAAUAUAUUUUCUUGGCGAAUGAAAUAUAAUUGAUUAUUUCAAACAAGGAUGAACAGUUGAUAUUACAUCAGAUGUACCGGUAUCUCAAUCAUGAAAAUUUAUUUAAGGUGAAAUAAAAGAUAUAUUGUCAAUUCCACAUAAUUUAUUUGAGCCAAACUGAAGUUUCAGUGGUUAUCAGAGGUAUUUUUGGUUGGACCCUGAUGACGAUGCCUCAAAUGCAUUAAAACUUUAUUUUUGCUCAAAUAAAUUAUGUGAAACUGACCACAUCUCUUUUAUUUCACCCUAAUAUGAAGCAAUAUUCACAUCUCUGUUCAUAGUGUAGAUGAAAAUAAUCGAAUAAUAUAUUUUCUUGAUAAAUAGAAUAUAAUCGAUUAUUUUCAACAAGAAUGAACAGUUAAUAUUACAUCAGAUAUAUCGGUAUCAGCUAUCCUCUAUGGAAGGCAGAAAAUCGGCGACGCUGUUCUCUCAUCUUUCUCCACUGUCAUUAUAACGUGGACCUCGUCACUGUACACACUUGAAGCUUUUCUCGUUCAACCAGCUUACAAGUUACAAGCUAACUUCAAACAACACUUGUAUGGCUGAAUUUCUCUCAAAUUGUAUACUAAUAAGUUACCAAAUGUUAUUUUUAUCAAUUCGAUCUUAUUGUGAAACGAUUUCCAUUUCUUCCUAGAAUUUUAGAUCGUUGCAAGACUUUUCUGCAGCACAUUUUCCUCACAAAUUGUUAAUAAUAUAUUAUUAUAAAAAAAUCGCAAAGUUUAUUCCAAUCCAUUAGGCCUAGUAAACAACUUAAUAUCUAAGAUAGGAAUAAAUUGAAUACUUGUUGACAAUACACAGUCCAGCAUGCAAUGUAAUUUGCGAGCAAUUAUUUUCUAAGAUUAUAUUUAAACUAGAUGGUUUUCUGCGAUGUCUACGAUAACAUUUCGCUUAAACUUUGUCAUAUAUUUUUCUCAUAAAUUUAUAAAUCAUUUGGACCUAUUGCAUUUGAAUCUACAGCCUUACAUUCUUAAUACAACAUUGCUUUAAUGAUGUUAGAUGGUUAAUUAACUGAAUAACCUAUCAUUAAUUUUGUAAAUCAUUUGGACCUAUUGUAUUUGAAUCUUCAGCUUUAAAUCCUUCAUAAAACCUUGCUUCUAUGAUGAUGAAAAGUUGAGUAACUGUUAAAAAGUGCUUCCAUCAAGGAUUUGUCAGCAUACCGCAAUGUAUUCAUAUUCUAUUGAUCAUAUAAUCAAUUGAUUUGAAAUUUUUGAUUGAAUGAUAUUCCGGGCCUUAGAACAUUCUUGAAGAUUAUUGAUCUUCUCAGGGUCACAGUUGCCUUUCAAAAUCUUCAUAUAGAUUCUGGAUCCGCAUUAAUCUAAACGACAUGAAGUUGCAAUAAAAUCGCGAAUGAGUGAGUGAUACAUCAGGGCGUAGCGCGAAAAAUUGAUAAAAUAUAGUAUAUAAUAAUUAAUAAUAGGCCUACCUCUGUCGUGGCCAAGUCUACAACUUGAUAAUAUUCUCUAUUUUCAAUUUUUAUUAUCGCCAAAGGAAUUUUCUCAUGUAGAAUAUUAGUGUUUCUCAUUAGUGUUGUUGAUUAUCAAACUGUAUUUUUACAUUGAAGAGAAUAAUAUUCUAUACACUUUACUAGUAUAGAAUAACUGUGGAUGAAUUUUGAAAUGAGAAUAUUGUACUUAUUUUCUUUGCUGUAUUUCAAUACUUUUUACACUCUAAACAUUUUUCUGGAUGUUUUUUAUGUUGACUAGUUAGGGGCAAAUUCACUUAUUGAUGUUUCAAGUUUUUGUGAUAAAUUUAACGUGUCGUUUAUGUAGAUUUAUUGAUGUCUAGUAUAAGCCUAUCUAAAAACUCAAUUUCAUGAACAUCUUAUCUGAGGUGUCUAGGCCUCUAUAAAAAGUUUCAGAAUAAUUUAUUUUCUUUUGAGAAAUUUUGUGUGCUUAGUUGCUUCAUAAGGUAAAUGAAGCGAGAAGAGCCGAACGCUGUAGUGAACUGAGGAGGUGAAGCUUUGAGGUUUCAAUAUUUAAAGAUACAGCAAAUGAUUCAUUUGAAUCGACUCAAAUGAAUCUCCAGCUGAAGGAUAAAGUGUAGGCCUAUUCAGUUUCUGGUGAAUCUAAAACUUAUUUUGAGCAUUACACGAACCCAAAGAUAACUUAUACUACUAUUGUUUAUAAGUUUGUUCUAUUCAAACAAUUUAGAUUCAAAUUUUUUUAUUCAACGAACACUUUAUUUUUUUAAAAUGAUGCUGAAAAUCAUUCGCAAUAACAAUGUUAUUUUUGUCCCUACACUUAACACGUUAGCAGCUAAAGAUUAGUUCUGAUUUUAAAAUACAAAUAAAAUAACGCGAACGAAUUAAGUUUAUGCAUAUGUUAAUAUUUUUAA
Molecule: messenger RNA, 5707 nt
Organism: Nilaparvata lugens (brown planthopper)
Lineage: Eukaryota; Metazoa; Arthropoda; Insecta; Hemiptera; Delphacidae
Gene: siz
Product: IQ motif and SEC7 domain-containing protein 1
Exons: 14
Coding region: 337-3054 (905 amino acids)
Biological process (GO): actin cytoskeleton organization; regulation of ARF protein signal transduction
Molecular function (GO): guanyl-nucleotide exchange factor activity
Source: RefSeq, a predicted model, not a curated record